This is a messenger RNA of Gossypium arboreum, 2137 nucleotides long. RefSeq names its product serine/threonine-protein phosphatase PP2A catalytic subunit. Gene Ontology annotation, cellular component: cytosol. The coding region runs from base 538 to 1350 and encodes 270 amino acids. NCBI's taxonomy places the organism in Eukaryota, Viridiplantae, Streptophyta, Magnoliopsida, Malvales, Malvaceae. The transcript has 12 exons. Gene Ontology annotation, biological process: mitotic cell cycle; peptidyl-serine dephosphorylation. The record is from RefSeq and is a predicted model, not a curated record. Gene Ontology annotation, molecular function: protein serine/threonine phosphatase activity.
AUUUGAAGGGAGCUUAAGAAAAUCUCAUUCUGAGGAGCGCUCCCCGGAACGUGUGGUGAAGUGGCUUUAUAACAGUUUAGUAGUGUGACGUGGCUUUAUAACACUCACACUGUUCACGCUCCACUCUCUGUGUCAGUUCACGCGCCCUUACAUUUCAUUUCGUCUUCGUGAUAGAAGCAAGAGAGCCAGGAAAAGAGUGAAAAGGAGAUAAAAAAAGAAAGUUAAAACAAAAAGAAAAAAGAAAAUUCUCAAUCCAAAAUAGGGUUAGGGUUAUCCCUGAUCCGGAUAACGAUUUCCACGCUCGAGUCUUCCAACUGAAAAAUUAAACAUGGGCGCCAAUUCGUCACCAACAGACUUGACCACCGAUCUCGAUGAGCAGAUCUCGCAGCUCAUGCAGUGUAAGCCACUUUCGGAGCAGCAGAGUUAUGAACAAAAACUGCAGCUUCUUUUUCUUCUUCUUUAAAGCAGGGAAAGAAAAUGAUUUAUUUUUAUUUGAUAUAGGUCAGAGCAUUAUGUGAUAAGGCAAAGGAAAUACUGAUGAAAGAAAGCAAUGUCCAGCCUGUGAGAAGCCCGGUGACAAUUUGUGGUGACAUCCAUGGGCAGUUUCAUGAUCUUGCAGAACUUUUUCGAAUUGGAGGGAAGUGCCCUGAUACAAACUAUUUGUUUAUGGGAGAUUAUGUGGAUCGUGGAUACUAUUCUGUUGAAACCGUUACGCUGUUGGUGGCUUUAAAAGUUCGUUAUCCACAGCGGAUUACCAUUCUCAGAGGAAAUCAUGAAAGCCGCCAGAUCACUCAAGUUUAUGGGUUUUAUGAUGAAUGUCUUCGGAAGUAUGGCAAUGCUAAUGUUUGGAAGAUCUUUACAGACCUUUUUGACUAUUUUCCAUUAACUGCUUUGGUGGAAUCAGAAAUAUUUUGUCUGCAUGGUGGAUUGUCCCCUUCAAUUGAAACCCUGGAUAAUAUAAGAAACUUUGAUCGUGUUCAAGAGGUUCCUCAUGAAGGACCCAUGUGUGAUUUAUUGUGGUCUGACCCAGAUGAUAGAUGCGGUUGGGGUAUUUCACCACGUGGUGCUGGAUAUACUUUUGGUCAGGAUAUAUCUGAACAAUUUAAUCACACGAACAGUUUAAAAUUGAUUGCUAGAGCUCAUCAGCUGGUUAUGGAUGGAUUUAACUGGGCACAUGAACAAAAGGUGGUUACUAUAUUCAGUGCUCCUAAUUACUGUUAUCGCUGUGGAAACAUGGCUUCUAUAUUGGAAGUUGACGAUUGCAAGAGUCACACAUUCAUCCAGUUUGAGCCAGCUCCAAGGAGAGGUGAACCUGAUGUUACCCGUAGAACACCGGAUUACUUCCUGUGAAGCAGCUAUAUGCCACAACUUAUUCAAGAUACUCAACUUUUGUUCCUCUCCUCUCCCCUUACAUAGUCAGGUAGUUGUGGAUCCUUUGCAGAUGUCUGUUGCAUCUACUGCCUGCCAUUCUUACAUAUCUUUUUUUUUUUUUUUGAUAUGGUGAGCACCAAAAGCAUGUAUAUGCUAGCUAUGAAGAUGACCUUUAAUCUGUCUUACCCUUCGAUUUUCUGUCAUAGUGAUUGCAUAGCAGAUAAAAGAUGGGCAAUAUUGGACUGUAUCCAUUAUGCAGUUCUUUUUAAUUCUGAUUCCUUUUUUUUGUUGUUGGGGUGGGUCAUCCUAUCUUUUUGACCUUGGUACAGAGAUGGAAAACUUAAAUACGUAAUGUGUUUAUUGCUUUCUGAGAAAUCCGUCAUUAUUAACAGGGUGACACAUCUCCCCGUAGUGUAUGAAUAAUGGUUGUUUUACUUUCCCCCCAAGUAUCCAUAACCUAACCUUAAUAUUUGUUGGGGUUGAAAGAACGGGAAUGGGGGUAGAAUAACCCUUCCAUGAUGUCAAUUUUAUUGUUAGUUUUAGGUUGGGUAGGUUUCUGAGUAGCAAUGUAUCCGUAUAUAUUUUAUUGAUCAUAAAUGUAUUUAAAGUCUUUUACGAGGGAUAGGGAAUGUUGAGGGAUCCAACAUUAGAGUGAAGGUCUGUGCUUCGGUUGACCUAUAAAUUUAGAUAUUUAUGUAUUUUCAUGUUAUUCUCAUACAUUCUGAUGUAGUAGAAAUUUGAAGGAUAUAGGUUAGGUCUUGUAAAA